GUGAAAGUGACAUCCAAAAUUAGAAAGAAGAAAAUAACAAAACGACUCACCUUCCUCCAUGUGGCCUUGCCUUUACGUCGAAAUCGGUUCCUUUUUUUAUUGAGAUUUUCUUAUUUGGUCCAAUUUUUGUGCACAGUCUUGAUUUUAAUUACAGUAGAUCAGCCUUUAUGUGAACUGAUUUCUGGGGGAUUUUCCAUGAUUUCAUGGCAGUUCAGGAUUUUGUAGUUUGAGUUCAAAGAAUGAUGGGAAGUUGUAGUGACAGUGAAGAAGAAUGUUUCUUUGAUAGCCGUGAUGACAUCACUUCUGUCUCUGAUCUGGGUUCUGAUUGCAACGAGGCGUGCACUCGUGAUGGGGGUGAUGAGUGUGUUUUAGGAUAUGAGUUUUGGAAUAAGGAUUUAGAAAGUGUUGAUGAGCGUCGUGAUAGAUUUUUGAAAUGGAUAGGUUCGAAUUCGAGUUGGGACAGACCUGAUGGACAUGAUGAACACAGUGAUGUAAAUAGAAUUAGGGAUAGUGGUGAGACUGUGCUGGCGAAUUCAGAUUCUAAAGACAGUUGUUUCUCAGGUUGGUCUUCUCAAUCUUCCCAGUCUGAUGAAGCUUUGGAAUUGGAGGAUGAUGAUGAUGCAACAAAGGCGAGAUUGCAUUGCAAAAUUAGGAAUUUGGACAACGGAGUAGAGUUUGUUGUGGAUGAAUUUGGUCGGGAUGGUAUACUUAGCCAAGUACGUGAAGUAGGUUCGAACAGGUUGUUCACUGCUGAAGAGUUUCAGAGAACUCUUGGGUCAUCGCCUUUGGUUCAGAAGCUUCUGCGGAGAGUACCAGAUGGAAUUGAUACAGUUGAUGCUAAGAAAAAAGCUAAAAAGAGUUGGCUUCAAAAGAUCACUGUUGCAACCCAUAAUAAGGUGAGGUCAAUAGGAGACAAAGUGAAGGCUAAGGACUCCAAUUUGAAGCCAGGAAAUCACAUUCAUAGAGUUCGGGUCCACACUUGUAGUAAGGAGUCAAAAGAACUGUCCUCACUCUACACAGGGCAAGAGUUCUUAGCACAUGAGGGCUCAAUCUCAACAAUGAAGUUUAGUCCUUGUGGCCAGUAUCUAGCAAGUGCCGGCAAAGAUGGCACUGUGCGCAUUUGGAAGGUGAUUGCAGAUGAAAUUCCAAGCAACUUGAAUGUUCAGGAUAGCGACCCAUCUUGUUUAUACUUCUCACUGACUCAUCUGUCAAAACUAGCUUCGUUGAACGACAGUAGAGAGAAAAUUAAUGGGUCAAAAAUCAUGAAAAAGUCGUCGGAAUCAGCUUGCGUCGUAUUCCCGCCAAAGAUUUUCCGGAUAUUGGAGAAGCCAUUGCAUGAGUUCCAUGGACACAAGGGUGAGGUCCUGGCCCUUUCAUGGUCCAAAAAUGGGUAUCUGCUGUCAUCUUCAGUUGAUAAAACAGCUCGUCUCUGGCAAGUGGGGCAUGAUCAAUGUCUUGGCAUUUAUUCACAUAAUAACUAUGGUGAUCUUGACUUCACCUGUGUAGAAUUCAAUCCAGCGGAUGAUAACUUUUUCAUUAGUGGUUCAAUAGAUGGGAAAGUACGUCUCUGGGAGGUGCAUGGUUGCCGAGUAAUUGAUUGGACUGAUGUAAAAGAAAUAGUGACUGCUGUUUGUUAUUGUCCCAAUGGAAAGGGGGGCGUUGUGGGGUCCAUGGAUGGCAACUGUCGUUUUUAUGAUGUAGUAGGUACGAACGCAUAUUUGUUUUUGAAUCUUCUCUUUUUCCUCUUUUACUUUUGCCUCUCAUGGGGUCUUAACUCUUAUGUCCUAAGAAAUUUAACAACUCCGGAAAUUGAUUAUGUUUGUGUUUGAAUUGUUUGGAGUUGGUUGUUAUGGUAGGGGUGAUAUAUUCGCCGAGUAUAUCAUAUCCUACUGUACAUUAUACUCGGUGGGGGUAUGUUUUUGGUACACUUCUCUUUGUGUUUUGUGAGACAAGCUAAAUUCAUUGAUAGCGUGUUCUUUCUGCGGGUAGGUUGAAAUUGGCAAUUCAUCUUUUUCUGGAGGUGAGUAGCCUUUAUGUUAUAGCAAGUCUUUUGGCGUGCUAUGAUGUACGAAUAACUUACCGGUUUUAGUAUUUCGUAG
Nicotiana tabacum (common tobacco) is the source of this 2099-nucleotide messenger RNA. The record is from RefSeq and is a predicted model, not a curated record. NCBI's taxonomy places the organism in Eukaryota, Viridiplantae, Streptophyta, Magnoliopsida, Solanales, Solanaceae.